Molecule: messenger RNA, 2963 nt
Organism: Gasterosteus aculeatus aculeatus (three-spined stickleback)
Lineage: Eukaryota; Metazoa; Chordata; Actinopteri; Perciformes; Gasterosteidae
Gene: gabrp
Product: gamma-aminobutyric acid type A receptor subunit pi
Biological process (GO): monoatomic ion transmembrane transport
Cellular component (GO): membrane
Molecular function (GO): extracellular ligand-gated monoatomic ion channel activity; GABA-A receptor activity
Source: RefSeq, a predicted model, not a curated record
CAGGCAGGAGAGAAAGCAUCAUUUGGGGCGGCGGAAGGCGGGAGUGGAGGAGGAAACAAAGGAGCGGUGACCCGAGGCGGAGAGAAGAACCCCGGAGACGGGAACAGCUGCUGACCUCCGCCUGGCCGAUUCCACAAUGUCUGUCCGUCUGCACGCGCUGCUGACCCUCUGCCUGACCUUCACGCAGGGCGGUUGCACGUACUUCAACAACCACUGGGGAGAAUGGAACGACUCUCAGCUGCAGCCGACGAUCCAGAAGCUGAUGAAAGGCUACAACCGCUACCUCAGACCCAAUUUCAACGGGGGCCCUGUGGAAAUCGGAAUGAGCCUCGACAUCGCCAGCAUCGACGCCGUCUCUGAAAUCAACAUGGUGCACCACUCUUCCCCCUGCGUUUUGUGUCGGUGGGUGGAAAUAAUGAACAAAUGCAAAGUAAAAACAUCUUCUUCACGUCCAUCUGUUUUGCAGGACUACACCGCGACCAUCUUCCUCCGUCAGCGCUGGCGGGACUCGAGGCUCGUGUUCCCCGGCAACGAGAGCGUCAGCGUGGACGGCCGCCUGGUGUCGCUGCUGUGGAUCCCCGACACCUUCAUCCCCGACUCCAAGCGCUCCUUCCUGCACGACGUCACGGUGGAAAACCGUCUCAUACGCAUCUUCAGCAACGGCACCGUUCUCUACGCCCUACGCAUCACGGCUACGAUUGCCUGCAACAUGGACCUGACCAAGUACCCCAUGGACAGACAGGUGUGCACCCUGCAGCUGGAGAGCUGGGGCUACAACCUGCAGGAUGUGGUGUUCUACUGGACCAGAGGGAAUGAUUCAGUGAAGGGUCUCGACAUUCUGCGACUGGCUCAAUACAGCGUGGAGAGCUACUACACGUCAGUGUCUGAGGCCGUCUAUGAGACAGGACAAUACCCCAAGCUGGUGUUGCAUUUUGCUCUGCGAAGAAACGUGCUGUUCUUCAUCCUGGAGACGUACGUUCCCUCCAUCCUGCUGGUAGUUCUCUCCUGGGUCUCUUUCUGGAUCAGCCAGUCGUCCGUUCCAGCGAGGACCUGCAUUGGAGUAACAACGGUCCUGACGAUGACCACACUGAUGAUGGGCGCCCGCACCUCCCUGCCCAACGCCAACUGCUUCAUCAAGGCCAUCGAUGUUUACCUGGGAAUCUGCUUCACCUUCAUCUUCGGGGCGCUGGUGGAGUACGCCUACGCCCACUUCUAUACCGUGAAGCACCACACCAUCGAGGACCUACACAGGGAGCUUCGGAGGGAGCUCAAUGAAUACAACUGGAACGGCUCCAUCCUCAGCUCCACCCAACCCAACCGGUCCGUGGAGACCUUCCCCCCAGCGGAGGAGCCCGCGGAUCGGCAGGCCGACAGCGGGGCGAGGAGCGACGCCGGGGCCGAAGAGCCGGCGUCGUCGGGAGGAGCCGGCGGCCUCCAGUCAGUGAAGGACGCGUCCCGUCGGGUGGCGUCCGUCUUCGUCGUGGAAAACCCGCACGACAUCGAUCGCCGAGCUCGCACAGUCUUCCCCGCGGCAUUCCUCGUCAUCAACGUCCUCUACUGGCUUUACUAUCUCUUUCUGUGAGCGCCGGGUUGCGAGCCGCCGCCGCAGCGUCGUUCGUCUCCCGCAGCUGCUUCGGGUCCUCGGUCGAGACCCGAUAGCAGCCGCCACCGCCGGGAUCUAAACUGAUCAUACAAGCCUUUUAUGUGGGACGAGUAGAAGCCGCUUUGUGGUGCAGACGGGGGCAGAAAGCGGUGCAGUUGAGUUAGGGACGAUUUCUUCUUUGUAACACACUGGUUUCAAACCUAUAAAUUGAUGACAUAAGCAUGGAUGGCUUCUCACAACACACAGACCAAUCGAUACGUCUGUUUAGUCACAACUCCACAGAACACACAAGGGGGAUUUAACUAGCUGUAAACCGAUAGGCUGCCAGUGAACUGCCUUUUUUGACUGGUGUAAAUGUGUAAAUGUUCGGCUGUCACACUUUGCAUGUGUGAAACCAUAUUCUGAGUAUUGAAUUCACAGCAUAUCAUGUGAAAUUAUAGUAGAAAGUCUGUGACGGAGAUAAAGUAAGUCUGUACUGUAACAACUGAUUGAAAGAUCACCUGCGUGAGAAUAAGACACAUUUAUUAUUCCCAGGUAGGAGAACAGUAAAGUGCACAAGACAUCCACAGGUUGGGAAGAAGGAGUUGAUAAAAGUUACACAGCAGAAAUAUUUUUUUUCAAUUUGUACCAGAAAGAGUCAAUUGGAUGUAGGAUUGUACAGCAGUUGUUUCUUUUACAUCGUAGCAGAGCGUCAACCUGAGCGGAGAAGCCAAUAAGUGCUGUCAAAAGAAAUGAUAACACAUGGCACAUAACUGAAGGUUAGUGAUGAUGAGUAACGGACAUUAACAAGUAUAAAACACAGUAACAGUAGUCUUUGUACAGGCAGAAAAAAACAUGCUAUAUAAAAAAGGCACAUCUUUGCUUGAACUACCGCCAUCCAACACUUCACUUAUAGCGCCUCAACGUGAUUAAUUAAACAUUUCAUUGUAGGACAAUAUGCACUUCGCUUUAGAAAACCUUUCUUUCUUGUGUCUUUCUCACAUAAAACUUUCCUUUUUGUCUUUUCGCCACAUUUGAAUAAGUGUCCCCAGAGACAGAGGAGAUCCUUGGCUCCAGCGAGCAGGCCGUCCUCCCAUCCAGAGAGGUCCUUUUAGGAAGUCACAUGAGUAAAUAUUCAGUGAGUUGUACCUCCACCUAGUGGCUGAUUUCUUUCAUUACGGUUGUUUUCCUGGGUAGAAGUCUGUGCUGUCCUCUUUGAUAUCCAUUCAUUCUUUCUUUUUCCCGUCCUCUUCACGAUGCUGCUCUUAGGUCUUUUUCUUCGACUCCCAUUCCUGUGAAGAAUGGGAUUUGGUAUUUGUAAGUGAUUCGUCUUUAAUGAGUACUGAAUAAAACAAUUUGUGUGAUGCCACUGUAACAAAGA